Molecule: messenger RNA, 282 nt
Organism: Penicillium salamii
Lineage: Eukaryota; Fungi; Ascomycota; Eurotiomycetes; Eurotiales; Aspergillaceae
Source: the annotation of a GenBank genome assembly
AUGUCUCAAUUCACCCUCGGUGCCAACAAACGAUAUGGCAACCCAUCCGGGCCGACCUUCUUUAAGCCGAAAACCGGGCGGCUCUUGAUUCCCUUGAUGGCCACCAUCGGUCUCGGGUUCGGUGCAUACAACUACUACACCGAGGCCAAGAUGCGAAGAGAAACCUCCGUUCUGGAGGAGGAGCUACGUCUCGCGCGGAACCAACAGUUAAUGGACGCAUAUGGCGAUAAGAACAGUCUGCACGACAUCCAGCAUGCUCUUGACACCUAUCACGCCAAAUAA